Molecule: messenger RNA, 8263 nt
Organism: Anneissia japonica
Lineage: Eukaryota; Metazoa; Echinodermata; Crinoidea; Comatulida; Comatulidae
Exons: 11
Coding region: 1-4899 (1632 amino acids)
Biological process (GO): regulation of apoptotic process
Molecular function (GO): protein binding
Source: RefSeq, a predicted model, not a curated record
AUGAAGAACGAAGAUGUUGAAGAGGAACAUAGUGGAUCAAAAAUGGACACAGUAAAACAAUUAGUGGUUAUUUGCAUCUCACUUGGUUGUGUGUAUGGUGCGCCAGCAACGGGUAACCUGGAUGUUGAGAGUUUUCAACACAAGGGACUACUCGUCCAUCGAUACAGUGCUGAAGACAAUUGCUAUAUAUCCAGCCUUGCGGAUUUCAACGAUACAAGAUCGGAACAAGAAAACCUCUCGGGUGUUUUCAAGUACAGAUUGGAGCCAACUUCAGAGAUUAACCGUCAGUAUUUCAGCUACACGGCUACUGCCUCGUUGAAACGCGUUUGCAGUGGAGCUGAAAACAUAUUAUGGAGUGAAAUCCACGUCGAUGAUGAGCAGAUGACGCGACAGAAACGCGGAUGCACGGUCCAGUGCUCAUAUUGCGAAUCGGAGCAAGAAGGCUCGGAUGAUGAUGUUUCAGAAGUUGCAGAUGCCCCACCAUCAAUUUUGUCUUCUUCUGAUGUUGAACAGGAAUGGAUGGAACCGAGAAGAGAGGAGCAUGGAGAAGAGUCAAUUUUUGCAGUAUCGGACGCAGAAGAAUUUGACUUAGAGGAAGAAGUAGCACAAAAAGAGGGUAGUAGUAGUAAACAUAAUGAAGCGAAAAUGACUGACGAUGUUUUUACAAACAUUAAGAUGGAAGUAUCAAGGUGGUAUGAUGAUCAAAAUGCAAUCAACAUGCUGAAAUUGUUGUAUAGAGACCAUGUGCCUAACUUGUUUAAGUUGCACAAUUUUUGUAAUACGAUGGACUUACUGAAUGAAUUAAUUACUUAUGGCGCUCUAAGUUCUUCUGAUCCAACUAUCAUUUAUGAUACCAUAAAAGCAACUUGUCAGUUUGGUUUGGAAACAAAAAUAAAAUGUAAAAUACCAUCAUGCCCAAAUAUCAGAGAAGUUGAAGUUUCUAAAUUUACACCGUAUAGACAGAAAUUAAUGAAGCUGGGAAUAUCAUUAAGUCCAGAAGAUGUAAGGAAAAUCAGUGCCAUAUAUAAUACUCCAGUAAAGAAAUAUGCAGACAAUUGGAGUUUGAUUAUUGAUCUUGAAACGAGGAUGAUUCUUUGUGAAGAUAAAAUGGAUACAUUCAAGGAUAAGUUGAGGGAAAAUGGUAUCUUUGCUGCAAACUGUCUAACAGAAGAUGGCGAACUCAAACCAACAGCAUCUAAAAGACGAAAGUUGAUGUUGGAAGGCGACCGAGAUACUGUUAUCAAAAAUUAUCUACUCAAAAGACAAAAAAAUUUGUGCUGCCGUGUCAACCGGUUCACACCAGCUACUUUACGUACAUUAUACCAAGUAGAUAUUGCCAAUAUGUUUACUGAUCUGGAGCUACUGAAAGAAAAUAAGGAAGAAGGCAAGCUAGUAACAUUACAGGAGCUUUUAGAUGUUAUCAAAUCCACACCAGCAUGUAGAACUCUCAUAGAAGGCGAAGGUGGUAUUGGCAAAUCAACUCUUCUCAGGUACUUAGCAUACAACUGGGCAAAUGAAUCAGAUAAAACAUUUGAAGAAAUGGUUCAACUGGCUUUAAAACUAGGAUUUGUCUACCUAGAUGAACCACAUUCAAAAACUGAUUUUGAACAAUGUUUUACAGCUCCUCACAAGUUGAUAGCAGAGUCAUUGGUAGGAUUUUACAUUUCAAAACUAUGUCAGACAGCAGGGUUAGAGAAUAAUUGUGCAGAGGACUUAAAACUUUUACUUACACCAUUGGAUGAGGAUGAAUGGGAGAUUAUAAAAGAAAGUGAAUAUUUACAAAUGGCAAGAACAUUUACAAUGCAAUUCCUUGGUGCUAAUGUGGGAAAAUUCUUUAUUCACUGGUUGACAAAAGAUCUCUCAACAUAUCGCUCUCUAAUGAAGAAUUAUUUGACAUCUGUGAAAGCAGAGCACCAGGUUUUCGUUGAAGAAGCACUAAUUGAUCACAUGACCAAGACACACUUAAAAAUACAACCACAUGUUAAUGGCAUAUGUAAAUCACUUAUGAGAUUUAUUCAUCAUAUUAAUCCGUCUUUAGAGGUAUUUGAAGAUGAGCAUUUUAUUAAACUUACGAGAAUAAUUUAUGACAUGAAGCUAAGGCCAUCAGUUACACCACCUCAUUUUAAAAGUUUAUGUAACAAAAUGUCACCUGAAGAAAAAGGCAAAAUGCUCGCUCACAUACUGUUUGCUAUACGAGAUGAAACGUAUAUGUUGGAAAAUAUUAUCCCUGAAGUGUGUGCUGAUGAUGAUAUUAAAUACCUAACAGCUGAAUAUAAGAAACUUGAUAUGCAUUAUGAUAUUAGACAUUAUAAAGUAUUUAAUAAAAGUUCAAUUACUGCUCUAUUUUUAAUUCAUCUUUUGACCAAUUCACCAAAACUUGAAGAGUUGAACUUAAACUUUUGUAUUACAGGUGAUAUUAUGAAUGAUAUGAUCAGAGAGCUUUCAGGUAGAGAGAUCAAUUUAGUAUUACAGUCUCUUUAUAUCAAUGAUAAUAAUCUCAGUACAUUUAAUGGUGCUUCACUGGCUUCUUUAAUGUCAAUUUCUCCACAACUGAUUCAGCUUAAAUUGAGCAACUGUAGUUUAACUGGCGAUAUUAUGAAUGAUAUGAUCAGAGAGCUUUCAGGUAGUGGGAUCAAGUUAGGAUUAGAGUCUCUUGAUAUCAAUGAUAAUAAUCUCAGUGCAAUUAAUGGUGCUUCUCUGGCUUCUUUAAUGUUAUUUACUCCACAACUGAUUAAGCUUAAAUCGAGCAACUGUAGUUUAACAGGAGAUAUUAUGAAUGAUAUGAUCAGAGAGCUUUCAGGUAGAGGGAUCAAGUUAGGAUUACAGUAUCUUAAUAUCGAUGGUAAUAAUCUCAGUAAAAUUAAUGGUGCUUCACUGGCUUCUUUAAUUACUCCAAUACUAGAUAUGCUUCACUUGAGUAACUGUAAUUUAACUGGCGAUAUUAUGAAUGAUAUGAUCAGAGAGCUUUCAGGUAGUGGGAUCAAGUUAGGAUUAGAGUCUCUUCAUAUCGAUGGUAAUAAUCUCAGUAAAAUUAAUGGUGCUUCACUGGCUUCUUUAAUUACUCCAAUACUAGAUAUGCUUCACUUGAGUAACUGUAAUUUAACAGGAGAUAUUAUGAAUGAUAUGAUCAGAGAGCUUUCAGGUAGAGGGAUCAAGUUAGGGUUACAGUUUCUUUCUAUCGAUGGUAAUAAUCUCAGUACAAUUAAUGGUGCUUCACUGGCUUCUUUAAUGUCAGUUACUCCACAACUGAAUGACCUUAAAUUGGUGAAUUGUAGUUUAACAGGAGAUAUUAUGAAUGAUAUGAUCAGAGAGCUUUCAGGUAGAGAGAUCAAGUUAGCAUUACAUUUUCUUUUUAUUGAUGGUAAUAAUCUCAGUACAAUUAAUGGUGCUUCAUUGUCUUCUUUAAUUACUCUAAUACGACAUAUGCUUCACUUGAGUAACUGUAAUUUAACAGGUGAUAUUAUGAAUGAUAUGAUCAGAGAGCUUUCAGGUAGAGGGAUCAAGUUAGGAUUACACUAUCUUAAAAUCUAUGGUAAUAAUCUCAGUACAAUUAAUGGUGCUUCACUGGCUUCUUUAAUGUCAGUUACUCCACAACUGAAUGGCCUUACUUUGAGCAAUUGUAGUUUAACGGGUGAUAUUAUGAAUGAUAUGAUCAGAGAGCUUUCAGGUAGAGAGAUCAAGUUAGCAUUACAGACUCUUUCUAUCGAUGGUAAUAAUCUCAGUACAAUUAAUGGUGCUUCACUGGCUUCUUUAAUUACUCCAAUACUACAUAUGCUUGUCUUGAGUAACUGUAAUUUAACAGGUGAUAUUAUGAAUGAUAUGAUCAGAGAGCUUUCAAGUAGAGGGAUCAAGUUAGGAUUACAGUUUCUUUCUAUCGAUGGUAAUAAUCUCUGUAUGAUUAAUGGUGCUUUAUUGGCUUCUUUAAUUACUCCCAAACUACAUAGGCUUCACUUGAGUAACUGUAAUUUAACAGGUGAUAUUAUGAAUGAUAUGAUCAGAGAGCUUUCAAGUAGAGGGAUCAAGUUAGAUUUAUGGUAUCUUUCUAUCGAUGGUAAUAAUCUCUUUAUGAUUAAUGGUGCUUCAUUGUCUUCUUUAAUUACACCAAUACUACAUACGCUUCGCUUGAGUAACUGUAAUUUAACAGGUGAUAGUAUGAAUGAUAUGAUCAGAGAGCUUUCAAGUAGAGGGAUCAAGUUAGAAUUACAGUUUCUUUAUAUCAAUGGUAAUAAUCUCUGUAUGAUUAAUGGUGCUUCAUUGUCUUCUUUAAUUACACCAAUACUACAUGCGCUUCACUUGAGUAACUGUAAUUUAACAGGCAAUAUUAUGAAUGAUAUGAUCAGAGAGCUUUCAAGUAGAGGGAUCAAGUUAGGAUUACAGUUUCUUUCUAUCGAUGGUAAUAAUCUCAGUACGAUUAAUGGUGCUUUAUUGGCUUCUUUAAUUACUCCCAAACUACAUAGGCUUCACUUGAGUAACUGUAGUUUAACAGGUGAUAUUAUGGAUGAUAUGAUCAGAGAGCUUUCAAGUAGAGGGAUCAAGUUAGAUUUAUGGUAUCUUUAUAUCAAUGGUAAUAAUCUCUGUAUGAUUAAUGGUGCUUCAUUGUCUUCUUUAAUUACACCAAUACUACAUACGUUUCACUUGAGUAACUGUAAUUUAACAGGUGAUAUUAUGAAUGAUAUGAUCAGAGAGCUUUCAGGUAGAGGGAUCAAGUUAGGAUUACAGUAUCUUAAAAUCGAUGGUAAUAAUCUCAGUACAAUUAAUGGUGCUUCACUGGCUUCAUUAAUUACUCCAAAACUGAUUCAUUUUACAUUGAGUAACUGUAGUUUAACAGACUAUAUUGUAAAUGAUAUGAUGAGAGAGCUUUCAAGUGAAGGUAUUAAGGUAUAUGUGUUUCAGUGGUAAUAGUCUCAAAAUGAAUAAUGAUGCUUUACUGGCUUCUUUAAUGGCAAUUUCUCCAAAAUUGAUUAAGCUUAAAUUAAGUAACUGUAGUUGAACAGGAGAACUGGCUUAUGAUCAGAGAGCUUUCAAGUGGAGAAGUCGAACAUUAUGAUUAAAGUAUAGUAAGCCACUAUAUAAAUGACUAAAUUAGAUUAGACAAUAAUCUCAGUACAUGUACGAAUUAAUGGUGCUUCAUCGGCUCCUUUAAUGGCAAUUAUUCCAACACUGAUUGAGCUUAAAUUAAGCAACUAUAGUUUUAAUUUCAACAGGUAACAUUAUAGAUGAUGUGAUCAGAAAGCUGGAUGUCAAGAUUAAAAUAAAAAUAAAAAAUAAGAUAAUCUCGUUAUUAUUUUUUGUACUUCACUGGCUUCCUUAAUGACAAUUACUUCAAAACUGAUAUAAGAUAUGAGUUUUAGUGGAGGUAUCAAGUUAGAAUUAAAGCGUCUUUGUUUCAAUGAUAAUAAUCUCAGGACGAUUAAUGAUGCAUCACUGGCUUCCUUAAUAACAAAUACUCCAAAACUGCAUAAGCUUAAAUUUAGCAACUGUAGUUUAAUAGAUGAUAUUAUGAAUAGUAUGAUCAGUGAGUUUCGAAGUAAUAAUAUUUUAUUAGGCAAAGUAAAGGUAAAAUCUUGCCAGGGAGAUUGAAAAUACAGAAAAGAUCAAAAUGCAACACUAGGCCAUUAUGCAAUAACAACCUUUACAACAAGCAACUCAGUGUGUUUGAACUGGACACUUUAUGUGAUUCCAUUCUGAUAUGAUCUAAUACAGUCAAAGUAUUUUAGGCUUUAAGGGACAUUCAACUAUGACUUUGCCAGGCAAACAUGUAGAUCAAAUAUUGUAGAGAAAUGGAUCAAACUAUGUUUUAUUUUAUAAACUUAAAUAUGUAAAUCUGCUGAGAGAUUUAUGCAACUAUUCAAUGAUAAUUCUUCCUUUUCUACAACUGUACUCCUCCCAUUUAAAAAAUGUUAAUUCCCACCAAACUGUUAGUUUGCAGCAAACAAAAUUAAGAGCAUAUUUUGAAGUUGUGCGCCAGUUACCGUGGAAGAUCCCUAUGUCUGAGAGCUCUCUCUUGUCCAAGGACUCAACACCUUUCCUCAGAUAAAAAUAUCUUGUGAACAUUUUUACAAUAUCAGACUGUAAAGUCAAUUAGGGGCCUAAAUAAGCAUUCUAAAUCUUUAAAUUGUAAGAGCUUCCGCCUUAGAUACCAUAUACUCGCGUAUAAGGGGACCUGGAUAUAAGACGACCCCUUGAGUUUGAGAAUAAUUUUGGUCGAUUUUUGUAUAUUGGGCAUAUAAGACCAAUAUACAACUCAGUGUGUAAGCCUAAUUGUACUUUCAUCUGACGCAACCUCUUUUUUUACAAAAUUAUUAGUGUCCUGACUUCAAGCAACAAACAAACCAGUCAACCUCAUUGAAACGUCGUAGUAACCACCCUGUCUUCAUUACAGUUUGCUGUACCAUUGAUUUGUCACAUGCACCAUUUGCUUUACCAUAGUUGUCCCUUUUAUCAAUUUAUAUACUGUAUCUUUAUUAACUUCAAACAUAACUUGCACAUUCAGCUUUGAAAUAUGGAACACUAAAAUUAUUUCAUUUCGUACUGUAGUUAAGUGUCAAUACUUAGACCUAUUUAUCAUGAUUUGUUUCACCACAUAAAUAAUAAUCUUUUUCUUCCGAAACUUAGACUCAGAUAUACCGGGAUGCGGUGUCCGACGGGGGAUACUUUUACCUUUGCUGUACCAUUAAUUUGUCACGCGCACCAUUUACCGUACCAUAGUGGUCCCUUUUAUCAAUUUAUUUACGGUAUCUUUAUUAACUUAAUUUAAUUUAUUAACAUAACUUAAACAACAUUUAAAAUUAUUUCAUUUUGUACUGUAGUUAAGUAUCAAUAGCUUACAGUAGGCCUAUUUAUCAUGAUUUGAUUCACCAUGUAAAUAAUAAUCUUUCGCCCCUGAAACCUAGACUCAGAAAUACCAGGAUGCGGUGUCCGGCGGGAGAUAGUUUUACCUUUAUAUAAUUAGAAUAUUAGAUUAAUUCUAGUAAAACAUACACUUGUACUACCAGUCAGGCCCCGAAACCUCGACUCGGAAAUACCAGAUGGUGUCCGGCGAGAGAUAGUUUUACCUCUACAAUUUUCUUAUUCUUAAUGACAUAGUCUCUAUAGAGGCUACAAAAUUUCAACAAAGAAACCGUGACAUAAUCUAUUUUUCUGCGGUGAUUUGUCAAAACUAAGAGCUUGUCUUGGCCACUUAUAGGUGGAUAGAUAUAUCUUGCCUGUAAAAUGUAACGUAAAGGUAAAUAAAAAAAAGUAAAAAAAAUAAAGUAAUAAAUAAAAAUGAUUAAUGGUUGUAAACAUUGUAUAGGUGUCCUGUUGCUUUUGAUAUUAAUAAUAAUGUAAAUAAUUAUUUCACUAUAAAUAAUACUUGAAUUUGUCAUUUAACUAUUGUAGUUGCUACAUUUCUGGUUAAUUUUAUUGAGGAUGACAUUUCUGUCUGCAAGGUGUUCAGGAAAUAUAUUAUCUGUAUUUAUAUUAAUCUUGUUUUAUUUAUAUUUUCAUAUUUCCUUUGAUAAUAAUAAUGUAAAUAAUUUAAUUCACUAUAAAGUAAUUGAAUUGGUCAUUUAUCUAAUGUACUUGAGACAUUUCUGGUUAAUUUUAUUGAGGAUGACAUAUAUAUCUGAAAAUUGUUCAUGGAAAUAUAUUUUAUGUAUUUAUAUUUAAUCUUGUUUUAUUUAUAUUUUCGUAUUGUUUUUGAUAAUAAUGUAAAUAAUAAUUCACUGUUAAGUACUUGAAGUUGUCAUUUAUCUAAUGUACAGUAUUUGAGAAAUUUCUGGUUAAUUCUGUUUACGAUAAAAUUUGUAUCUGCAAGUUGUUCGUGCAAAUACAUUUUAUGUAUUUAUAUUAAUCUUAUUUUUAUUUAUAUUUUCAUAUUGUUUUAUAUAAUAAUAAUGUAAAUACUUUAUUUCACUAUAAAUUACUUGAAUUUGUCAUUUAUCUAAUGUAGUUGAGAUAUUUCUUGUUAAUUUUUAAUUGAGAAUGACAUUUGUAACUGCAAGUUGUUCGUGGAAUUAUAUUUUAUGUAUUCAUAUUAAUCGUCUUUUGAAUUAUAUUUUCAUAGCUUUUAUAAUAAUAAUAAUGUAAAUAAUUAAAUUCACUAUAAAGUAAUUGAAUUGGUCAUUUAUCUAAUGUAGUUGAGACAUUUCUGGUUAAUUCUGUUGAGGAUGACAUUUGUAUCUGCAAGUUGUUCAUGGAAAUAUAUUUUAUGUAUUUAUAUUCAUCUUGUUUAUAUUUUCAUAUUGUUUAUGAAAAUAAUAAUUUAAUUUACUAUAAAGUA